Molecule: messenger RNA, 6171 nt
Organism: Orycteropus afer afer
Lineage: Eukaryota; Metazoa; Chordata; Mammalia; Tubulidentata; Orycteropodidae
Source: RefSeq, a predicted model, not a curated record
AUGGCGAGCCUGGGGCCCACCGGCUCGGGCCCCGCUGUCCCCGGCCCGGCCCAGCUGCGGCCACUGCUGCUGCUACUGGUGGUGGCCGCAAGCGUCCUGCCCGGCGCCGGCGGGACAUGUCCCGAGCGGGCGCUGGAGCGGCGGGAGGAGGAGGCGAACGUCGUGCUCACGGGCACAGUGGAAGAGAUCCUCAACGUGGACCCGGUGCAGCACACGUACUCGUGCAAGGUUCGAGUCUGGCGAUACUUGAAAGGCAAAGAUAUUGUUACCCAGGAGAGCCUACUGGAUGGUGGCAACAAGGUGGUGAUUGGUGGCUUUGGAGACCCCCUUAUUUGUGAUAACCAGGUGUCCACUGGUGAUACCAGGAUCUUCUUUGUGAACCCCGCACCCCCAUACCUGUGGCCAGCCCACAAGAAUGAGCUGAUGCUAAACUCCAGCCUCAUGCGGAUCACCCUUCGGAACCUGGAGGAGGUGGAGCACUGUGUGGAAGAUAAACCUGGGACCCACUUCACACCAGUGCCCCCAACACCUCUGGAUGUGUGCCGGGGGAUGCUGUGUGGCUUCGGUGCCGUAUGUGAGCCAAGUGCAGAAGGCCCGGGCCGAGCCUCCUGUGUGUGCAAGAAGAGUGCCUGCCCCAGUGUGGUGGCACCCGUGUGUGGCUCCGACGCCUCCACCUACAGCAACGAGUGUGAGCUACAGCGGGCACAGUGCAGCCAACAGCGUCGUAUCCGCCUGCUCAGCCGCGGCCCCUGCGGGUCCCGGGACCCCUGCUCCAACGUGACCUGCAGCUUUGGCAGCACCUGUACCCGUUCUGCUGAUGGGCAGACUGCCGUGUGCCUGUGCCCCACCUCCUGCCCAGGGCCCUCUCGGGGCACUGUUUGUGGCAGCGAUGGGGCCGACUACCCUAGUGAGUGCCAGCUCCUGCGCCGUGCCUGUGCCCGCCAGGAGAACCUCUUCAAGAAGUUUGAUGGCCCUUGUGACCCCUGCCAGGGCACCCCUGAUGACUUGAGCCGUAUAUGCCGUGUGAACCCUCGCACACGGCGGCCUGAGAUGCUUCUGCGGCCGGAGAGCUGCCCCUCUCGGCAGGAACCUGUGUGCGGUGACGAUGGCAUCACCUAUGACAGUGACUGUGUGAUGGGCCGUACCGGGGCUGCCCGUGGCAUCCUUCUCCAGAAAGUUCGCUCUGGCCAGUGCCUUCCACGAGACCAGUGCCUGGAGCCCUGCCAGUUCCACGCUGUGUGCCUGUCCCGCCGGGGCCGGCCCCGCUGCUCCUGCGACCGUGUCACAUGUGAUGGUGCCUACAGGCCUGUGUGCACCCAGAAUGGGCACACAUAUGACAAUGAGUGCUGGCUCCACCAAGCUGAGUGUCAACAGCAGCGUGCCAUCCCUGUGAGGCACCGGGGCCCAUGUGGCCAGCCCCCAUCUCCCUGCCGCGGGGUGCAGUGCCCGUUUGGGGCAACAUGCGCGGUGAAGAACGGUGAGGCCGCAUGUGAGUGCCCGCAGGCGUGUCCAGGCGUCUAUGACCCAGUGUGUGGCAGUGAUGGCAUCACGUAUGGCAGUGCAUGCGAGUUGGCAGCCACGGCCUGCGCCCUUGGACGAGAGACUCAUGUGGCACGAAGAGGGCCCUGUGACCGCUGUGGGCAGUGCCACUUUGGGGCCCUGUGUGAGGCCGAGACAGGACGCUGCGUGUGCCCCUCCGAGUGUGUGGCCUCAGCCCAGCCUGUGUGCGGCUCUGAUGGGCGCACCUACGCCAGUGAGUGUGAGCUGCACGUGGCCGCCUGCACCCGCCAGAUCAGCCUUCAUGUGGUUUCAGCUGGACACUGCCAAACCUGUGGCGACAUAGUGUGUGCCUUCGGGGCUGUGUGCUCGGCGGGGCAGUGUGUGUGUCCACAGUGUGAGCACCCCCCACCUGGCCCGGUGUGUGGCAGUGAUGGCAUCACCUACCGCAGUGCAUGCGAGCUCCGCGAGGCAUCCUGCCAGCAGCAGACACACAUCGAAGAGGCCCGGGCAGGGCCCUGUGAGCUGGCUGAGUGCGGUUCAGGAGGCUCUGGCUCCGGGGAGGAUGGUGAGUGUGAGCCUGAGCUUUGCCGACAUCGUGGUGGUGUCUGGGACGAGGACUCAGAGGAUGGGCCGUGCGUCUGCGACUUUAACUGUCAGAGUGUUCUGCGGAGCCCGGUUUGUGGCUCUGAUGGGGUCACCUAUGGCACCGAGUGUGAGCUGAAGAAGGCCAAGUGCGAGUCACAGCGAGAAUUGUACGUUGCAGCUCAGGGAUCCUGCAGAGGUCCUACUGCUGCCCCAUUGCCACCCAUGGCUCCCCUCCACUGUGCCCAGACCCCCUAUGGCUGCUGCCAGGAUAAUAUCACUGCUGCCCGGGGUGUGGGCCUGGCUGGCUGCCCCAGCGUGUGCCAGUGCAACCCGCAUGGUGCCUACGGUGGAUCCUGCGACCCAGCCUCAGGCCAGUGCUCCUGCCGCCCAGGUGUGGGGGGCAUCAAGUGUGACCGCUGUGAGCCCGGCUUCUGGAACUUCCGUGGCAUAGUAACCGACGGCCGAAGCGGCUGUACUCCCUGCAGCUGUGACCCUCAAGGCGCUGUACGGGAUGACUGUGAACAGAUGAGUGGGCUAUGCUCCUGUAAGCCCGGGGUGGCAGGUCCCAAGUGUGGGCAGUGUCCAGACGGCCGGGCCCUGGGCCCCACUGGCUGUGAAGCAGACUCUGCAGCACCUGUGACUUGUGCGGAGAUACGCUGUGAGUUUGGUGCCUCCUGCAUAGAGGAAGCUGGCUCUGCCCACUGUGUGUGCCCGAUGCCCACAUGUUCAGAGGCCAAUGCAACCAAGGUCUGUGGUUCAGAUGGUAUCACCUAUGGUGAUGAAUGUCAGCUGAGGACCAUCGCCUGCCGCCAGGGCCUAGACAUCUCCGUCCAAAGCUUCGGGCCCUGCCAGGACUCCAUUGCUCCCAGCGCCCAACCAACACCUGCAGCCACCUCUGGGCCUGUCUCACAUGGGGCACUGCCAGCGCCCCCUAGUAUCCUCCCCCUGGCUCCUAGCAGUAGACCCCACAGCCAACCCACACCUCAACCCUCAUUGCGACCAUGGACCACAGCCAGCGUGCCUAGGACCACAGGAAGGCUGGCACUGACCGUGCCCCCCACAGCUCCCCCAACGGUGGCCAGCCUGGCCUUUGGUGAAUCAGGCAGUGCCGACGGUGGGAGUGGAGACGAGGACCUGAGUGGGGACCUGGAAGCCAGCGGAGCCGGCUCUGGGGGACUUGAGCUCCUGGAGGAUGGUGGCUCUUUGACCCCUGGACCACCCAUUGAGAGGGCUUCCUGCUACAACUCGCCUCUGGGCUGCUGCUCAGAUGGCACAACAGCCUCGCUGGACGCAGAGGGCUCCAACUGCCCUGCCACCAAGGCGUUCCAGGGUGUGCUGGAGCUUGAAGGAGUUGAGGGGCAGGAGCUGUUCUACACACCCGAGAUGGCUGACCCCAAGUCAGAGCUGUUUGGGGAGACAGCACGGAGUAUUGAGAGUGCGUUGGAUGACCUCUUCCGGAACUCAGAUGUCAAGAAGGACUUCCGGAGUGUGCGCCUGCGGGACCUGGGGCCCGGCAGCUCCGUCCGCGCCAUUGUUGAGGCCCACUUUGACCCCACCACGGCCUUUAGGGCACAAGACGUGGGCCGGGCCUUGCUCAGGCAAAUCCAGGCUUCCCGCCGCAGGGCCCUAGUGGUGAAGCGGCCGCUGCAGGAACAUGUGCGCUUCAUGGACUUCGACUGGUUUCCUGCAAUAUUCACCCCGGGAGCCACCACUGCCAUGGCCGGUGCGACCACCGCUGCCCACCAACCUUCCACCUCCAUGACCCCUCAGGCCCUCUACCCUACACACACAAGCCGGCCACUCAGCAGAACCACAGCUCCCCACACCACCCGCCGACCUCCCACUACUGCCCCAAGCCGUGUGCCUGGACGCCGGCCCCUGCUCCCCAGCACCCUGAGGCCCCUGCGGCCCUGUGACUCGCAGCCCUGUCUUCACGGCGGGACCUGCCAGGACCGGGAUGCCAGCCAGGCCUUCAGCUGCAGCUGCCCUGCGGGCAGGGGGGGCACUGUCUGCGAGAUGGUCCUGCGUCCUGUGGUGCCAGCCUUUGGGGGCCACUCCUUCCUGGUCUUCCCCACACUUCGUGCCUACCACACAUUGCGCCUGGCACUCGAGUUUCGGGCUCUGGAGCCACAGGGGUUGCUGCUCUACAAUGGCAAUGCCCGUGGCAAGGACUUCUUGGCCCUGACUCUGCUGGAAGGCCGUGUGCAGCUCAGGUUCGACACUGGCUCUGGGCCUGCUGUGCUAACCAGCUCAGUGCCCAUUGAGCUGGGCCGCUGGCACCGCCUGGAGCUAUCACGGCACUGGCGCCAGGGGACACUCUCAGUGGACGGCGAGACCCCCGUACUUGGUGAAAGCCCCAGUGGCACCGAUGGCCUCAACCUGGACACAGAUCUCUUUGUGGGUGGUGUCCCUGAGGACCAGGCCACUGUGGUGCUAGAGCGGACCUCAGUCAGCGUUGGCCUGCGGGGCUGCAUCCGCCUGCUGGACAUCAACAACCAGCAGCUGGAGCUGAGUAGUCAGGAGGCUGCAGCCCGCGGUGCUGGUGUGGGCGAGUGUGGGGGAGACCCCUGCUUGCCCAACCCCUGUCACGGUGGUGCCCCAUGCCAGACCCUGGAGGAUGACAUGUUCCUCUGCCAGUGCCCGCCCGGCCGCUUCGGCCGCACCUGCACUGAUGAAAAGAGCCCCUGCCUGCCCAACCCCUGCCAUGGAGCAGCUCCUUGCCAUGUGCUGCCUGAGGGUGGAGCCAAGUGCGAGUGUCCCCUGGGACGUGGAGGCACCCUCUGCCAAACAGUCUUGGAGCGGGAUGACUCCUUGCCCUUUCUGGCCGACUUCAAUGGCUUCUCCUACCUGGAGCUGAAAGGCCUCCAAACCUUCGAACGGGACCUGGGGGAGAAGAUGGCGCUGGAGGUGGUAUUCCUGGCCCGUGGCCCCAAUGGCCUGCUCCUCUACAAUGGGCAGAAAACGGAUGGCCGAGGAGACUUCGUGUCACUGGCGCUACACAGCCGCCACCUGGAGUUCCGAUAUGACCUGGGCAAGGGAGCAGCGGUCAUCAGGAGCAAGGAGCCAGUGGCCCUGGGCACAUGGACCCGGGUCUCAUUGGAGCGCAGCGGCCGCAAGGGUGCACUGCGUGUUGGCGAUGGGCCACGAGUGCUGGGAGAAUCUCCGAAAUCCCGCAAGGUGCCGCACACAGUCCUCAACCUGAAGGAGCCACUCUACGUUGGAGGGGCCCCUGAUUUCAGCAAGCUGGCCCGGGCUGCCGCUGUGUCCACUGGCUUUGAUGGCGCCAUCCAGAUGGUCUCCCUGAAGGGCCGACAGCUGCUGACGGAGGAGAACUUGCUGCGGAUGGUGGAUGUCUCGUCCUUUGCAGACCACCCCUGCACCCGGCCCUCAGGCCACCCCUGCCUCAAUGGGGCCUCCUGUAUCCCACGGGAGGCUGCCUAUGAGUGUCUGUGUCCUGGGGGCUUCUCAGGGCCACACUGCGAGAAGGGGCUGAUCGAGAAGUCAGCAGGGGACCUGGACGCACUGGCCUUUGAUGGGCGGACCUUCAUCGAGUACCUCAACGCUGUGACUGAGAGCGAACUGACCAAUGAGAUCCCAGCCGAGAAAGCGCUGCAAAGCAACCACUUUGAGCUGAGCCUGCGCACGGAGGCCACGCAGGGGCUGGUGCUCUGGAGUGGCAAGGCCACAGAGCGGGCAGACUACAUGGCUUUAGCCAUCGUGGACGGGCACCUGCAGAUGACUUAUGACCUGGGCUCCCAGCCUGUGGUGCUUCGCUCCACUGUACCCGUCAACACCAACCACUGGCUUCGGGUCAAGGCGCACAGGGCACAGAGGGAAGGCUCCCUUCAAGUGGGCAAUGAGGCCCCCGUGACUGGCUCCUCCCCGCUGGGCGCCUCACAGCUAGACACAGAUGGAACCCUGUGGCUGGGGGGCCUGGAGAAGCUGCCCAUAGUCCAGGGGCUGCCCAAGGCCUACAGCACCGGCUUCGUGGGCUGCCUGCGGGAUGUGGUAGUGGGCCAACGCCCACUGCACCUGCUGGAGGAUGCUGUCACCAAGCCCCGGCUGAGGCCGUGCCCCGCCCCCUGA